AUGGUACAGAUUAUUUCUCUGUUAAACUCUAGUUCCCAGUUCUACCUGGAGGUGAAACCUAUGUUGUUGGACCCGGACGUGACAGCUCAGCACGACGCGUACAAGCACGCCUACGCGAACGUACUCUACUACUGGAAGCUGCACGAGCGACGCAUAGAGGUGCUCAACUUCGUCUCCUCGGCAACCGAGCAGCAUCGCGGAGUCGAGGUGCAGACGCUCUGCCAUCACUGUGGGGAGAAGAACGCUACGGGAGGACCGCAGUGCAGCCACUGCAAGCACUACGCGUUCCGAUGCUCAGUCUGCCACGUGUCCGUGAAAGGGCCGGCUAACUUCUGUCUGGCGUGCUACCACGGCGGCCACACCUACCACCUCAUGGACUGGUUCGCCGAGCAGGAGGUGUGUCCGACCGGCUGCGGAUGCCGCUGCCUCAAGGCCAGCACCAUGUUUGCCGACUACACCGCAUCUGCAGAACAUUGACCCGCGCGCGUGAGACACUGAGUGUGAGACACUGAGUGUGAGACACUGAGUGUGAGACA
Messenger RNA from Priapulus caudatus, 536 nucleotides. Its product is annotated as WD repeat-containing protein 59-like. The record is from RefSeq and is a predicted model, not a curated record. Bases 1 to 477 code for a protein of 158 amino acids. The transcript is spliced from 4 exons. NCBI's taxonomy places the organism in Eukaryota, Metazoa, Priapulida, Priapulimorpha, Priapulimorphida, Priapulidae.